CACUACACACGGAUGGGAGGAUGGAUGGGUGGAACACCCACAGCAACACACGGACGGAGGACACUAGAAAACCCACCACAGAGGGCGGGAAAAAUACCCUCACGCACUGAUCCAUCCAUCCAGCCAUCCGCUGAAAGGGCUUCACUCAGUCGUCCUCCAUCUUGACCCUAACCUCCCCCUCCCCCUCGCCCUCUGUCUUCACUCUCGCCUCUUUCUUCUCCGCCUUCUUCUCCGCUGCUGGUGGCUGCUUAACAAUCCUCGGGCCCACACCCACACCCCUGUGGCUGUCGCACAUCCUCUUCUGCCUGUCCAGCAGCUCAAGCACCUUCGCAGGCACCGCAAGCCGCUCCUCUCUUUGGUGCUGGUGGUGGUGGUUCUGAUCCUCUCCUUGGUGCUGUGUCUGUGUGAGUGUCUCGUCUUUGAUGGCCGCAUGCUCCUCGGCCUUGUGCUCGAUCUUCUGGCGCUUCACCAGGGGGCUGCCCGAGCGGUCCAGCACCAUGGCGUCGGGCCAGAACCUGACACACAGACAAGGCACACACAAGAUGUAUGGAUUGGGUUUGGGAGUUCUGCCUGACUGACGGACCAGUGCAUCUUCUUGAGUGCGUUUUCCUUGGAGCAUUCUAGCAUGAGAGCCUGGUCGGGUACGCGCCGCUCGGGGGGGCGGCACUCGAUGCCCAACGCGGCGAAGAUCUCCUCCUCUGCACCACACAUCAAUCAGGACACACAGUAACUAUCCCAUACAGACCGACAGACAGACAGAUGGAUGGAGGAUGUGUGUGUGCGCACCUGACUCGCAUGGGAUGACCUGGCCCUGCCAGAUCUGAUGACAAAGCGGGAAGAGACACACAGGCAUAUGGUUGGUUGAUUGCCAGGCCAGCAGUGUGUGUGUUGCAGGGUGUGGUGUGUGUGUGGUGACGACCUUGUCCUGCGCUGCGCGCCGGUUGCCCUGCACACCCACCACACAGACACGCACACGCACACACAUGGAUGCGUUCGUUCUCGGUGCCACAGGAGUGCGUGCGCACCGGUCUAUGGUCGGCCUUUCGUUUGCUGUCCCUCAUGGCUUUGCAGAGCUUGUGCUCAGACAGGUGCAGACCCAUGUGGAUGGCAUGCUGCCGAAUCACACGGUUGAAGUGCCCACUGCCUGCACACAAAAACACACAGACACACACACAGAGAGAGAGAGAGAGAUGGAUGGACAGACCACACCAUGGUGGUCUGUCUUUCGGCUGGCCGACCGACCGCACCGGUGAAGUGGACGAGGGCGAAGGGAAACUCAGAUCGGUGCCACAUCUGGAUGGACAACAAGGACACGCCGUCUCACAAAACCACUCAUUCCUGCCUGCGCGGUCUCUCACAGCAGUUCCUCGUGUGUGGUUGCUUGCCUUGAUGUCUAUUCGUCGCUUGGGCCCCGAUCGGUCCGGCCAGCACACACCCAAAAACGUGACAGACGGAUGGCCGGGGUCCUCUGCACACACACACACACACACACACACAGAAAUGGACCACUCACGCAAAAGUGCGUGUGUGUUGUGCUCUUGUGUGUGUGGUUGUGUGUAACCGGGGUGUGGGAUGCCGCCCUGGACGGCUUUCCCCUUGUCAGGCUCCGACAUGCUCAGCGUGUCGACGAUGAACCCCUCGCCCGACAAACUGGUCAAUCAGCCAACAGUGAGUGACAAGACGCGCUAAUUGGUGGUGAAUCGAUUGCCAUCGGUGCCACCGACCUGUCGAGGAUUCGCUGCACCUCAGUGCCCACCUCCCGGUCGUCCGUUCGUGUGACGAGUAUGUCGAUGUCGCCCAGGUGCGUCUCGCCCCGUCUGUGGCUGCCGCACAGCUCGAGAUGCAGCUCUCCCGGCAAGAGCUCGGCCGCCUUUUCACACACCCGCUGGUAGAUGCUCUCCACCUCUGCCCGCGUCAUCUUGAGGGCAAAGUCGUCGACGUACUUGAGACACCGCCGCUGUCUGUCGGUGUCCAGCGCCUCUGGGUGUUUCUUGAUGUCGUCGAGGGUGCGGAAGCCGCGGGCCCACAGCCUGCCGGCCAUGGAGGGGCCGACCCCCCAGAUCUGGCAGAAAGACCGCAGCGCCUGCAGGCGCUCGUCUUUCUGCACACACGGACGGGAAGACGAUAUAUGGGUUGGCGGAGGGAGGGAGAGAGGGGAGUGUGGUGUGAUGGUUGUUGCUGUGGUGGGUGGCUUCGUGUGUGUACUUUGAAGUUGUUGAGGCGUUGGAGCUUGCCUGUGUCGAGCAGCUCCUGCACCUGAAUAUAUAAUCAAUCAGCACACAACAGACAGCACCCACAGCCACACUUGCGCAGAGAGCCCCACCCGGGAGGCAGCGCUCCCGAGCACACCUGCUCACCAGCCUACCUUCUCGCGCACUCUGGGGCCGAUUCCUUGCUGGCCGGCUGCAGAGCAGAGAAGACGUGACACACAGGGGAUGAAUGGUGGACGCUAUGGUAUGGUGUGAAGCCUAGUGGCUGACUGACUGACCGAUGUCGUCAGCUGACAAGAUGGGCUUGUCCAACCCAGCGAUGAACUUUGCAGCCCUCGAGUAGGUGUAACUGAUGGCACAGAGCACACACACGUCCCGUGUGUCUCUUUCUGCCUCCUGUGCUUUGCUUACUGCCGCCAUUGGUCGCUAGAGGCCUUGUACCCCUUCGACAGCUCAGUGAAGUGCUGCACAUACACACACACAUACGCACAGAAACAGAGCCAUGUUUGUCCAUCAUCACUAUCUUUGAGCGUUCACCCACCUCUGCCAUCCACUUGUUCCUCUCCAGCGAGGGCUUGGUGUAGUCGACGGUGCCGUCCUCUCCGCCCUCAAUCAUGAGCUCCUCACCAUCCUCACCAAGACCGAAGCCCUCACCCACGUGUGGCUCCAUCGCCAGCUCGUCUUCCGGCUCCUGCUUGACCACCGGAUGUGGCUGCUGCUGCUGCUGCUGCUGAGGGAGAGGGGGAGGGGGAGUCGUGUGGCUGUCGGAGCCACCACUGGCCGCAGCAGAUCUAGAGGCGGACGAGGGCGCGCUUGGCGCGCUCUCGGUGAACUGAUACAGGUAGGCUGAAUACACACACAAAGAAAGGCGUGCAGACGGGGGGUUGCAUGUGCAGAUUCAUUGUUUCCAUGGGAUCUGAUCUACCCACCCACCUUCAUCGUUCUGUCGUUUGCCCGUCUGAGAUGACUUGGUCAUCCACUCGUCACGCACCACCUUCGCCCGACCAGUGCUGAUGGACUCUUCUGUCAGGGAACUGUCGUGGAGAAAACGAAGGAACCCCUGAACGCCCAUACAGUACAUCACACAGUGACAGCCACACACAGAGAUAAAAUCCGCAAUCAUUCAGUCAGCGCACCUGACCUGUCUGCUGAGUGUCUUGGCCACGACGAUGUGUGUGAUAGCGGGGUUGAGUUCCUUCUUCUCCCGGCCCUCCUCGUCGAUGAAUGUGCUGGUGAUGUCCUGGAUGACCUGCCCGCCCUUGUCCUUGACGCGCUGACUCAUCGUGUUGAUGCGGGAGAGACCCAGAUCGCCCCGACGGACGAAAUACAAACUGCAUGACGAGAACACGCCGCCAGAUGAGGGCGAUUCAGCCAUUUCGAGUCGCAACUGGAGAGUAAGAGCUGCCGUAUCUGUGCGCGAUUUGUGCCACGUCCCCUUGU
Molecule: messenger RNA, 3650 nt
Organism: Vitrella brassicaformis
Lineage: Eukaryota; Vitrellaceae
Source: the annotation of a GenBank genome assembly